AUGGGAUCCUUCGAUUUGGGCACAGGUCUUCUGGAUGGAUUCAUCCGCUAUCGUGGUUAUUCCGGUGACCCCUAUUCAAGCCUAGAAGACUUCUCCGAUCGCCUUAGUCACUUCCUGUCCUCUCUGAUCAUCCUUUUGCUGGCUGGCGUUACCACGACAAACGUGUACUUUCUGCGGCCCAUCUCCUGCACCCUGCCCACUGCUCCGGAUGGCCACUUUACGGUUUUUGCCGAAUCCGUGUGUUGGUUGCAGGGCACGAUUGGCCUCAACGUUGACGACAACAUCCCAAAUGAACCUGCAGACUGGGAUGAGUUGAGAGAGCGAUCAGAUAUAUGUAAGUGUGGAGAGAAAUAAAAAAGACAAGUGUUUGUCAUUAGUCGCUAGCCUGAUUUUAAGUCCACAUCAGACGGCAUCGAAGUCGGGGCAGUCCUGUCUAAAAAUGAGUUGUAAUGAUGGGGACUGCAGCUACGUUGGGAACGGGGCGUAACCUGCCGAAAAUCAGCAAUUCGGAGGCCAUACCAGAACUCUCAACUUGCAACACACGUUGGAGAAACUGGCCAUACUUUCAAUCUUCAGGGAGUUACUCUUUUAGGUCAAGGCAAUUCACAGGCAGAACGGCUAACACAUUAGGCGUAGUAGUACUCAGAUGCCAACUCCAUCAAUAGGCAUCUGGUUCUUCCUGCAGCUUACAUAGCCCUGCGUCAUCGCGUUCAUAAAGCUCCGGACAAGAAGGCCGCGCAGACACAGUCCAACGACGAGCUCACUCGACGAGAAAGAGCUACCAGUCCGACCAACUCCGACAGGGACUAG
Messenger RNA from Spirometra erinaceieuropaei, 810 nucleotides. NCBI's taxonomy places the organism in Eukaryota, Metazoa, Platyhelminthes, Cestoda, Diphyllobothriidea, Diphyllobothriidae. The record is from the annotation of a GenBank genome assembly.